Molecule: messenger RNA, 1101 nt
Organism: Oppiella nova
Lineage: Eukaryota; Metazoa; Arthropoda; Arachnida; Sarcoptiformes; Oppiidae
Source: the annotation of a GenBank genome assembly
AUGGGAUCAAAUGGGGUGACAAACCUAACGCGAACACACUUAACGAGUACGAAGAUAUUCGGCGAUGAGUUGGUCGACGAAGAGGUGGUCAUCGGUGGCGCUCGUGAUGUGUUGAACGCAAUGCUUGUUAUCAUCGAUAGUAUCACAAACUCUGAACACAUGAGCCCUCAAUUGGGCGCGAAUUUCGUCAAGAGAUCCGUCACUUUGGAGGGCAGACAACACGGCUGUCGUGGACACCAACCGCGAGUUAGGCCAGUCAUGCGAUCAAUGGUGGUAUCAGUGAUCACUUACCGCUCUUUAACGGUUCCAACUCUUUGUCUUCAGUGGUGUUAUCCAUGGAUAAUUAGCAGUCUAUGGAGUGUGAGUACAGCACUAUAUCCGCGAGAGUCUGAGACCAGAGAUUUGAAACUAUUGGACGGCUUUUGGAACUUUCGGGUCAUUACUGUAGACGAGGACCAAAAUGUUGGCUUCACUGACAAGUGGUAUACAAAACCACUGACAGGGGAUGUGAUCCCAAUGCCGGUGCCGUCGAGUUAUAACGACAUAACUCAGAGCAGAUACUUACGAGACUACGCGGGAUGGGUUUGGUAUGACUCGUCAUUCUUCGUGCCUCAGGAGUGGAAAGACUCUGAAGUGGUCCUGAAUUUCGGAAGUGUUAACUAUGAGGCCAUUGUAUACGUGAAUGGAGAGAAUGUGAUGAACCAUACGGGCGGACACUUACCCUUUGAAGAGUAUGUGACAAAACACCUUAACUAUGGAGAAAGCAAUAGAAUAACUGUGGCUCUGAGUAAUGUCUUAACUCAGGAGACUAUACCUCAGGGUCUGGUGGCCUAUAAGAAUGAUACAAAAGGAUUAUAUCCCAAAGGAUUUUAUAUAACAAAAACAAAUUUCGAUUUUUUCAAUUAUGCGGGUAUUCACAGACAUGUCUCGCUCUAUGCCUUACCCAAGGACCACAUAAACGAUAUAACAGUUACCACUGAUAUCAAAGACACCAAAACCGGAGUCAUUAACUAUUCAGUCACUCAUAGCGAUCAGACCUCCAAAGCUGAGUGUGUUGUCGAUGUGUUGGAUAAAAGUGGGAAAGUUGUUUCAUCAAGUAAA